Molecule: messenger RNA, 1206 nt
Organism: Penicillium taxi
Lineage: Eukaryota; Fungi; Ascomycota; Eurotiomycetes; Eurotiales; Aspergillaceae
Product: LysM peptidoglycan-binding domain-containing protein
Exons: 2
Coding region: 1-1206 (401 amino acids)
Source: RefSeq, a predicted model, not a curated record
AUGGCUUCCUCUCAUUCUCAUGGCCACUUGCACAAGAAGAUAGACCACUCUAUCUCUCUUAAUGAACGUGCCACUGAUACUUAUGCUUCGGUCUUCGGUGGUGAUGGUUCCACCACCGAUGGGUGGCCUAGCAUUUCCCAAUGGAUCUCAACUUUUGACGAGCUGUUCGAGUCUAACAAAGAAGCCAUGUCAUCGAGCUGUGCUCAAUGGGAUGUCGCCGACAACUCUGAUGAUGAGAUUGCCAAUAUCAAGAGCAGUAUUACCUCUGUAGCCGAGUCAAGCGGUCUCGACGCUCGAUUUAUCCUGGCCAUUGUCAUGCAGGAGAGCAACGGCUGUGUCCGAGUUCAUACUACUGACAACGGCGUUGUCAACCCCGGUCUCAUGCAAAGCCACAAUGGAGAGGGCUCCUGCAACAACGACGACGGUGUCCAGAACCCUUGCCCUGAAAGCGAGAUUCUGCAAAUGAUCAAGGAUGGCGCCGAGGGCACCACUGAAGGUGAUGGUCUGAAGCAGUGCUACGCCUCGGUGACCGGCACCGAUGCCGAAGCCUACUACCAGGCUGCCCGCUGCUACAACUCUGGCUCCAUUGCAUCUGAUGGUAACCUGGGCCAGGGCGGCUCCACUCACUGCUACUCCUCGGAUGUUGCCAACCGUCUCAUUGGAUGGACCAGCGGCACCAGCAGCUGCGAUGCUAAUACCGUCGGCGAUCUCUACACCAGCAACUGGUCUGGCAGCAGCGACUCGAGCUCUGACUCGACUACUACCGCCUCUACCUCUGCCUCUGCCACCUCUACUACCUCUUGGGCUGCUGUCACCAUCGAGCCCGUGACUGCCGCUGCUGCGACCACCACUACGGCCGCUGCUGCUGCCGCUAUCAUAUCCGCUUCUGUUGCGGUCCAGGCUGCUGAAGCUGAGGUGACUUCCACCGCAUCUGUGGUCUCCACCCCAGUCGCGACCUCGACCGCCUCCGUCGUUGCCACCUCCGUCGUUGCUACACCUACCGCUGCCGCUACCUCUGUCGACGAGAAGUACCCCUACGCAAUCUCAUCUUGCCAGGAGUACUACUCCGUCGUCGCAGGCGAUUACUGCCGCAAGAUCGAAGUCCAAUAUGGAAUCACUGCCGCCAGCUUCCAGAGCUGGAAUACCGGUCUUGACGCCUCUUGCACAAACCUUUGGCUGGGAUACCAAUACUGUGUGAAGGCUUAG